AUGGAAUGUCUGUGUCCGUUCGGAUAUUUCGGACUGAACUGCAACGAACGAGCAACUCUCUGCCUGGUAGAUGAGUGUUUCAACGGUGGCACCUGCCUGACCAUGAGCAACGAAACUUUUUGCAUCUGUCCGCCCGGCACAUCCGGUUCCAAAUGUGAGAACCUUAUCACAUCCUCCUCGCACCGCCAUCACAAGUGCCACAGAGACGUCUGCUUCUACGGUGGAGCUUACUGCCAGUUGGACUCUAUUAUUUUUUCGUUUUGUUUUUUCGAUUGCACGAUUAAUAACAUUCGCUAG
Molecule: messenger RNA, 297 nt
Organism: Helobdella robusta
Lineage: Eukaryota; Metazoa; Annelida; Clitellata; Rhynchobdellida; Glossiphoniidae
Exons: 1
Coding region: 1-297 (98 amino acids)
Source: RefSeq, a predicted model, not a curated record